UAAUGUUUUUUGCUUGAGAAUGUUGCUUCGUAAAUUGUUGAAUGUGCGCUACAGUUGCCUAGUGCGACGCUGGGCUAGCACAGAUUCACUUAGUUUACAGAACGAGAAACUGCAAGCAUAUCUGGAGUCACUGCGUCAGGAAUACUACGCUCUGCGCGUCAAUGCAGCUGGCAACAGCAGCCUCUACGAACGCCUCUCCCGCCUGGAUCCCGUUGUUAAUUCGCUGGAGAAGCACCGCGCCCUGCAGCGCAACAUAACGCCCAAGCAGGAGCUGGCUGCCGAGAAGGAUGAGGAUAUGCGUGCGCUGAUGCAGGAGGAGAACAACGUGUACGCAGAUCUGUUGCGUAAACAGGAAGAGGACAUGUUGCAGGAACUGCUCACGCUGGCUGACAAUGUUGACUAUCCGGCGUUGAUAUUCGAGGUGAAGGCCGGUGCCGGUGGGCAGGAGGCGAUGCUCUUUGCCCAGGAACUGUACGACAUGUACACCAGUUACUUUGAGCACAUGGGCUGGGAGUACGAGGAGUUUGCAUACGAGACGACCGACAUUGGGGGACUGCGACAUGCCAAUCUGUUGGUCAGUGAUCCCGAGGCGUACAACUGGCUGCGCUACGAGGCGGGCGUGCAUCGGGUGCAGCGUGUGCCGACCACAGAGAAAUCCGGUCGCAUGCACACCAGCACCGCCUCAAUCACUGUGAUACCCCGUCCGGCCGAUGUGCAUGUGCAUCUCACGGAUCGCGAUCUCAAGAUCGAGACGAAACGCGCUAGUGGAGCCGGUGGACAGCAUGUGAACACCACAGAUUCUGCCGUGCGCAUUGUGCAUCUGCCCACGGGCCUGGCCGUGGAAUGCCAGUCGGAAAGGUCACAGCUUAAGAACCGAGAACUGGCACUCAAGCGGCUGCAGGCCAAGCUCAUGCAGCAGCAGCUAGAGAGCGCCGAGGCGAGCAAACAGGCCACGCGCAAGUCGCAGCAGGGCAAUCUCAAUCGCAACGAGAAGAUUCGCACUUACAAUUUUAUGCAGGAUCGCGUCACUGAUCAUCGUGUGCAGCAGGGCGGCACGCUGCACAAUCUGAGCGGCUUCCUCGCGGGUGGCCAGCAGCUAAGCGUGCUCAUCGAACGUCUGCAGUUGGAGCAGCGCAAAUCGAAGCUAGUGGAGUUACUCGAGACGUGGCAGGCGCCACAAGAAGCGUUCGAAAAGAAACUAAACUAAAUAUGUUGCCCAGGCAGAGGGAAAUA
Molecule: messenger RNA, 1233 nt
Organism: Drosophila grimshawi
Lineage: Eukaryota; Metazoa; Arthropoda; Insecta; Diptera; Drosophilidae
Gene: mRF1
Product: peptide chain release factor 1-like, mitochondrial
Exons: 1
Coding region: 20-1207 (395 amino acids)
Biological process (GO): translational termination
Molecular function (GO): translation release factor activity
Source: RefSeq, a predicted model, not a curated record